This is a messenger RNA of Mercenaria mercenaria, 4413 nucleotides long. RefSeq lists its product as uncharacterized. Bases 1 to 4413 code for a protein of 1470 amino acids. Lineage: Eukaryota; Metazoa; Mollusca; Bivalvia; Venerida; Veneridae. The record is from RefSeq and is a predicted model, not a curated record. The transcript has 3 exons. Gene Ontology annotation, molecular function: DNA binding; DNA-directed DNA polymerase activity; nucleotide binding. Gene Ontology annotation, biological process: DNA replication.
AUGGAAAACUUCGAUACUAUCGUGAAUACUUUUACUGACGCAGAUGAGCUGAUGAAUUUUGCGGCAACCUGGGGAAUACAGGAUUCCCCGUGGGUGCGGUUCCGUUUGUUUCAAUUGAGGAACCCACAAUAUGGUAAUGACUUUGUCGAGGAAGAGCUGAAUAACAUACUUCAACAUUUUGGAGAGCCAACUGACCAGAACACAAACGAUAUGGAGUUGGCCCUGGAAUACGUAAGAGAGCAGGGAGAAGUUGAAGAGUGUAUUAAAGCGUUACUAUUUGAUGACGAGAUGGAAGAAACGGCGGCUGCUUGUAUUCAAGAUGGGGAGAGGCGCCCUACAUCACCAGGGUUACAGAUAGGUGGCGGAGAAGAGCCCCAGCCGGGUCCGUCUCAUAGACCCGACCCCCAGGGACUCCAGUAUACAAUCAGAAAAAAAUCAGAAAGAACGUAUGCGAAAAGUGCUGCAGUCGAUCGUACUUAUCAAGUCAAGAUCAAUGAACAGUAUAGAGGAGAAAGACUAGAAGAUUUGAGGCAAGGUCUCCAUCAAAUGUUUGACGAAGUGUUAGAGGAAGCCCGGGGCGAUUUGGCAGGGAACGAUUUAGGGCGUGUUGUUAUACAUCACCAAGGAUUGCAUGACCCCAUUGUCGUUCCCCUCCAGCCCUGGGACGAACUGAAUGCCGAUAAAGUGAUGGGGACUAUUGAGAAAGUGCUGAAUAGCAACAAAGACCUCCGUAUUGAUGAAAGUUUUGACAUUUCAGUAGGAUCCAUUGAUUUACCAAAAGGAGGGGCUAGACGAAGAAUAACUAAACUCAAAGGAAAAAGCAAUUCGUUAAAGUUAAAAACAUCUAUAGUCACCAUAGAAAAUGACGAGCAGAUGUGUAUGGCCAGAGCGAUUGGAGUCAGCUGGGCCAAAUUAAAAAGAUGUACUCCGGAAGAGUGGAAAGAAGUUGCAAAGAAUAGAAAGAAGAAAAGUAAUCUCCAACUUAUCUUAGAACACCAGAAAGUUUCGGAAAGUUACUACAAGGAUCUCACCAAAAAAAACUUGAAACAACAAAAACAAUUAGCAUAUGCAAUAAGCCAGUUAGCCAGAGUGCCCACAGACAGACCAGCGAGUUUAGAAGAUAUAACGGCGUUUGAAGAAGUCUUGGGAGUACACGUCAUAGUAAUUAGCGCCAUGUUGGGUAACAAAUUCCUUACAAGUCCCAGUUCCGACGAGCGUCCAUGCAUCUACAUAUACUUAGUGGACGACAAUCACUUCCAUGCCAUUACCAGUAUUACCGGUUUCUUUAGCGCCAUGUAUUUUUGCGAAAAAUGUCUUAAACAUUACAACAACAAAGAAAGACACCAGUGCGAAACACACUGUAUCAUCUGUAAAAGAGACCAAUGCCCUAAAACGGAAAAUGAAGUGACUUGUGGAGAGUUUUUAAGAUUAGAUCAACGCAAGAAAGAAGAACACCAGUGCGGAGAGUAUAUGUGUAGUUCAUGUAAUGAAUAUGUAUUGGAGGGACAUCUGUGUUAUUUAAGAGCCACCCCAGCAAAGGAAGAUCACAUACCAAAGUUUAUAUUUUUUGAUUUUGAAUGUAGUCAGGAUGAAACAUCAGUGUGUGAAAAUGGAUAUGUACCUAAUAGGAAAAUUGAUUGUAAAGACUGCCAAUCGCAACAGGUAUGUAAAUCUUGCUCCAAAUGUCAAAAUUGUAGAACGUCAUGGUGCGGUAAAACCACGCAUCGUCCCAACUUUGUAGUAGCCCAUACGGUGUGUCCAGAAUGCAUUGAUAAAGACUUAACGCCCGAGUCUAUAUGUAAAAAAUGCGGACCCCGUUGCGACGAAUGUGACAACUCAGAACUGCCUGCUAACGAAGAUGAAGGGCCAUGCCCCGGAACUUGUGGGUUUAGAGAAGUCACGUUUGAAGGAAUGGAUACCGCGGAAAAAUUUGGCGAAUGGUUGUUUUCUGAUCAACAUAAAUACUUUAAAGUUGUUGCCCACAAUAUGAAAGGCUACGACGGUUAUUUCCUUUUAGAAUACCUUAUAGACCAAUCCCUUAGACCCGACAAAAUCAUUUAUAGCGGAUCCAAAAUUAUGUAUAUGACGUUGGAGCAAGAUUUGCAUAUUAAAGUGAUUGACAGUCUCAAUUUUUUACCCAUGAAAUUAUCUGCGUUACCGAAAGCCUUUGGAUUAGAUGAAUUGAAAAAGGGGUGGUUCCCUCAUUAUUUUAAUACAAAAGAAAACCAAAAUUAUAUAGGAUCCUACCCUGAGGCUAAAUUUUACGGACAUGAUUUUAUGAGUGAGAAAGAGAGAUCUGAUUUGUUAGCAUGGUUGAGUGAGAAAAAGAAUGAUGUGUUUGAUUUUAGAAAAGAAAUGUUAGAAUAUUGUAGAAGUGAUGUUGAUAUUUUGAGACAAGCGUGUUUAAAAUUUAGAGAAUUAUUGAUGAAUGCUACGGGUGAAAGAGAGUUUGAAAUAAAUGAGAGAGGGCAGGAAGAAGAAAAGUUAGUACGGGCCAUAGAUCCAUUCGAUUCCGUGACUAUAGCUUCCGUCUGCAUGAACGUAUUUAGAACCAAAUUUUUAGAAGAAGAAUGGAAAGUAAAAUUAGAAGACGAAACUGAUUGGGUACCCGCAAAAUUAGUAGAUGGAAAGCUGUAUGUAUUACACGAAAAUGACUGGAUCCACGAAACCGAACUGACCGGAAAGGAAGUGAGAGAGAAAAAAUUUGUACGUACAAUGAUAGCAAAAAUUCCUCCUGGUGGUUACAAUGAUCAAUAUAGUACACGAUAUAAAUUAGAUGGGUAUUGUGAAGAAACAAACACAGCGUAUGAGUUCAACGGGUGCAUCUUCCAUGGAUGCCGAGAUUGUUUCAUUGAUAAUCGCGAAAAUACAUGUCAUCCACUCACGAAUCAAUCUUUAGACGAACUAUUAGCGUUGACAUUAAAAAAGAAAGCAUACAUAGAACAAUUAGGAAUGAAAUAUGUUUGUAUUUGGGACCAUGAAUUCAGAAAACAAAAGAAUCAAAAUUCUGAGAUGAAGCGUUUCAUUGAUAAUUUAGAUUUAACAGACAGAUUAGAUCCUAGGGAAAGUUUCUUUGGGGGACGCACCAAUGCCAGUAAACUCUACUACCAAGUUGAUGAAAGGGAGCAAGUCAAAUAUGUGGAUUUCACUAGUUUGUAUCCUUGGGUCAACAAGUAUUGCCAGUAUCCUGUAGGUCACCCCGUCAUAAUAACGAAAGAUUUUAAUGACUUAAAGGAGUACUUUGGUAUUGCCAAAGUAAAAAUAGUACCACCAAGAGGUCUAUACCAUCCCGUCCUUCCUUAUAGGUCAAAUGGCAAGCUGAAAUUCCCUUUAUGUAGGACCUGCGCAGAUACUGAAAACCAAAACCCCUGUGAUUGUCCGGAUGAUGAUAGAGCUUUAACUGGCACGUGGUGUACUCCGGAGAUUCAGACCGCUUUAAGAUUAGGUUAUACCAUUAUGAAAAUAUAUGAAGUAUACCACUGGGAGGAAACCACUCAAUAUGAUCCUAAAACCAGUGAAGGGGGACUGUUUGCCAAUUACAUAAACACAUUUUUAAAGUUUAAGCAAGAGGCAAGCGGCUCCCCUGACUGGAUACAAAAUGAACAAGACAUGAAGAAUUACAUAACUCAAUAUAUGGAGAAAGAGGGUGUUUCAUUGGAUCGGUCAAACAUUAGGAAGAAUCCGGGUUUGAGAGCUCUGGCUAAACUAUGUCUCAAUAGCUUUUGGGGUAAGUUUGGUCAACGUCUCAAUAUGCGUCAGACAGAGUUCUUUCACGAAACGCAGGCAAACUUGUUCUUCCAAUUGUUUUCCGAUCCUAUGAAACAACCACUUAAUUUUCAUAUCCUUUCCAAUGACAUGUUACAAGUAGAAUGGCAAUUCAAACAAGACUGUCAGCCUGAAGAUAAUAAAACAAACAUCUAUUUAGCUACUUUUACAACUUGUUGGGCCAGACUUAAACUUUACAGUGUGCUCGAAAAGCUUAAUAAAAGGGUACUGUAUUAUGAUACAGACAGUGUGAUAUAUGUAAGUCGCCCGGGACAGUAUGAUCCUCCAUUAGGUGAUUACUUGGGGGAACUUACAGAUGAGCUUGACGGUGGGGAGUACAUUGUAGAGUUUGUGUCUGGUGGCCCUAAAAAUUACGCUUAUAAAACCAGUAAAAACAAAGAGACGUGUAAGGUUAGGGGUUUUACUUUGAAUUAUAAAAAUAGUCAGUUGAUCAAUUUUGAAAGUGUAAAACACAUUGUUACCGAUCCGAAAGGUUGUCCGAGCAUUACAGUAACAAAUCCGCAUAAAAUUUGUAGAGAUAAGAGAAAAAGGAAAAUAGUCAAUCGUGAAGAAAACAAAAAAUAUCAAGAGGUGUACACAAAACGUAGAAAAAUAGCAGAUUUUGACACUGAACCAUAUGGAUAUUAA